AUGGGGCCAGGCGGCGGCUGCGACGGGGUGGGGUUCUCGCUAGGACCCAGAAGGGAGCUGGGCGGGGGCGAUGGCUGGAUCCUGGCAGCAGGAAGUGAAUCGCAGUCGCUCCGGUUGUGGAAGAGCGACCUCGUGGCUGUCGUGAUUGUCCCGUCCUCCCAGGGGCCGGUGACCUUCGAGGAGGUGGCUUUGUAUUUCACCCAGGGCCAGGGGUCUCUGCUGGACCCCACUCAGAGAGCCCUCUAUAGGGACGUCAUGCAGGAGAACUACGAAACAGUGACCUCCUUGGGAUUUCCCCUUCCCAAACCUGAGCUGAUCGCCCGGCUGGAACGAGGGGAAGAGCCGUGGGUGCCAGAUCUCGACAGCUCUGCAGAAAGGGAGAUCUCAAGAGGUGCCCGUACAGGUGAUGAGACAGUGAGUCAGAAUGAGGAGAAUCCAGAGCUGGAAGGUCCUGAGCAGGUGGAACCGCAUGAGAUGUUCUCAGAGAGAUCCAAAGGGAACAUUUCCCAGAAGAGGGAGCAGGAAAAAACCUGGAAGAGUCUGUGCAUGUCAGAAAGGCAGCUGGGAAUCCAGCCAGGGGACAAAGCAGGCAGAUCCAUUUUUUGUGGGGGAGGAGGAUUCAAGGAUCUUAAGGGAACCACAGCCCAGCAGAGAAUCCGCCUGGGAGAGAGAAAAAACAGUUGCACGGCCUGUGGGAAAAGCUUCAGCCGGCGCUCAAACUUUAUUUCCCAUCAGCGAAUUCACACGGGAGAGAGACCCUAUACGUGCUUGGAGUGUGGGAAAAGUUUCAUUCAAAGCACACAGCUGAUCAGGCAUCAGAGAGUGCACACAGGAGAGAAGCCCUAUAAAUGCCUCCAGUGCGGGAAAAGUUUCAAUCAGAAUUCACACCUCAUUAGACACGAGAGGCUGCACAGGGGAGAGAAAUUGUAUAAAUGCCCCGAGUGCGGGAAAAGCUUCUAUCAGAGUUCGGGUCUUACCUCACAUCAGAGAAUCCACACUGGACAGACGCCCUUCGAAUGCCUAGAGUGUGGGAGAAGUUUCGAUUGGCGCUCACGGCUUAUUGCGCAUCAGAGAAUUCACACAGGAGAGAGACCGUAUAAGUGCCCGGAGUGUGGGAAAUGUUUCAUUCACAGCUCAGAUCUUCUUUCCCAUCAGAGAAUCCACACAGGAGACAGACCCUAUAAAUGCCCCCAGUGUGGGAAAAGCUUCAAUCACAGCUCAGAUCUUCUUUCCCACCAGAGAAACCACACAGGAGAAAAACCCUACAAAUGCCAGGACUGUGGGAAAAGUUUUAAUCGGAGCGCUCACCUGUUUAGACACCAGAGACUGCACACGGGGGAGGAAUCUUACAAAUGCCCCAGCUGUGGGGAAAGCUUCAGUCAGCUCUCAGAUCUUAUUUCACAUCAGAGAAGCCAUACGAGUGAGAAAUCCUAUGAAUGCCUCGACUGUGGGGAAAGGUUAAGUGACAGGUCGGCUCUUAAUAGACAUCGCCGAACCCACACAGGGGAGAAACCCCAUAAAUGCCUUGACUGUGGGAAAAGUUUUGAUUGGAGCUCGAACCUCAUUGUGCAUCGGAGAAUUCACACGGGAGAGAAACCCUAUAAAUGCCCAGUGUGCGGGAAAAGCUUCAUUCGGAACUCGCACCUCAUCCGACAUCAGAGGCUCCACGCGGGAGAGAAGCCUUGAACGUGUCUGCUCUGCAUUCAGAACGCACCACUGCGGGGGACUGAUUUCUAUGGUGCUCCAUCGUGGGCAGCCUCGAAAAGCCUAGAAGCCUAAGAAUCCCACUACAGCCUGAGCAGCAUCAGCCUCCAAGGGCUGGUCUGGACUUGGGAAGGGGGUUAGCGUUAGCUAGCAUGACCCCAACUCCGACCAAACCUCCCUCGCUGUUCCUAGUGUCGGCUGACUCGGAGUGUCUCAUUUGUACGGUUCCCCCCCCUUUAGUCAAGUGAUUGUGAGUCCCCAAAUUCCCCCUUCAGAGACAGAUUGGCUUCUUCCCAGUCGUUCUGAUGAUGCCCAAUGCCGUUCUGAAGAGCUGCCAUUUCUUGGGUACCUUUUUCCUUUUAUAAAACGUAAGUGAGUAGAGAGCUGGAGCAGAGAGAGAAAAAUGUGCUCACAGCCUCCGUGUUACAUAAAGCAAACAGGGUGAGUGGUGGAGUGGGGAUUCCCUCCUUCCUCCCUCCAUUGUCACAGUCCCCCUUGACGCAGGAGACCUGAAGAGUUUAUCCUCCCCCGUUCUCCCGCUCCGCUUCUCCCAGUGUCUCGUGACACAGUGCUGUCAGCUCUCCGUGCUCAGGAGUCACACCUUGACUUGUUUGAGCCACAAUCAGACCGAUGAGGGCUGGAGAGGCAAGUGUCAGAGACCUGGAGGGAGAAUUUGAAGGAAUCCCCAAGCCAGCAUAGCUGUUCUGAGCUUACAUCCACGUGCCAAGCUGUUGGUAAAACGCUAGAUCCUCGAAGGGACAUUGGCAUGUUAAGUUCCUAAAUCCAACACCCAGGCACCACUGAGCUUCUCAAAAGUGCUGCUUGGCUACUGCCUAACCCUGCAGGUGCCUGCAUUCCCUAGGGGCCUAAACUCCUGCCUGUAAAGUCCUCUGGGCGGCUAAGUUUCAAGAGGUCAUCUAUGCCCUCCCUCCUUGCUGAGGCAGGAUUAAAUAUACCAAGACCAUUCCUGACAGGUCUUUGUCCUCCGUGGUCUUAAACACCUCCAUUGAUGGGCAUUCCAUAACCUUCUUAGGAAAAUUGUUCUAGUGCUUAACAGCCCUUAGAGUCAGCAAGUUUUUCCUAAUAACUAACCUAAAUCUCCCUUUCUGCAAAUUAAGUUGAUUACAUCUUGGCCUGCCUUCUGUGGACAUGGAGAAAAAUUGAUCCUCCUCCUCUUUAUAAACAGCCCUUAGCAUAUUGGAAGACUGUUAUCUUAAUGGGCAGCAGGUUUAAAACAAAUAAAAGGAAAUUCUUCACGCAGCACACAGUCAACUUGUGGAACUCCUUACCUGAGGAGUUUGGGAAGGCUAGGACUAUAACAGCGUUUAAAAGAGAACUGGAUAAAUUCAUGGAGGCUAAGUCCAUUAAUGGCUACUAGCCAGGAUGGGUAAGGAAUGGUGUCCCUAGCCUUUGUUUGUCAGAGGGUGGAGAUGGAUGGCAGGAGAGAGAUCACUUGAUCAUUAUCUGUUAUGUUCACUCCCUCUGGGGCACCUGGCAUUGGCCACUGUCAGUAGACAGGACACUGGGCUAGAUGGACCUUUGGUCUGACCCAGUCUGGCCGUUCUUAUCAGGUCUCCCCUCAGCCUUUUCUUCUCUCGACUAACCAUGCCCAAUUCUUUCAACCUUUCCUACUAAGUCAGGAUUUCUCAACCUGUUAUUUUUGUUGCUGUCCUCUGGUCUCUAUCUAAUCUGUUUGUAUGUUUCUAAUAUGGACACGGGACACGGUUCUCCAUCUGAGGCCUCAUCCGUGCCGAGUACUUUGGAGCAGUUAUCUCCCAAGCCUUGCAAGCGAUGCUCCUGUUAAUACAUCCCAGAUGAUAUUUGUCUUUUUCACAAAGGCAUCACACAGUGGCAUUGCAGAGCAUGCCCAGCCCGCAGGAAAAGUGCUUCCUUGUUGAAGAGAGAUCUCUCGAGAAGUCUUCAGGAGAACAGCCUAGAGCAGUGGUUCUCAACCUGUUUACUGUUCUGGGCUGCAUAUGCAGCUCUCUCUGUGUUUCAUGGGCUGCAUCUACACAGUAUAUAUAUGACCUGUCUGGCCCAGGGCCACCCGGGCGGAGGGGAAAGUGGGGCAAUAUGCACCAGACCCUACAGGGGCCCCCACGAGAAUAUAGUAUUCUAUAGUAUUGCAACUUUUUUUUAUGGAAGGGGCCCCCGAAAUUGUUUUGCCCCAGGCCCCCUGAAUCCUCUGGGUGGCCCUGGUCUGGCCCUGAGGAUGUCACAUGGGCUGCAGCUGUGUCCUGAUUGGGCCUCGAGUUGAGAACCACUGAUCUAGAGUCAAUUACUGAUUAUCUCCUAGGGGUCUGUAGUGGGACCGGUGCUGUUCAACAUAUUCAUAAAUGAUCUGGAAAAAAGGGUAAACAGUGAGGUGGCAAAAUUUGCAGAUGAUACAAAACUGCUCAAGAUAGUUAAGUCCCAGGCAGAGUGUGAAGAGUACAAAGGGAUCUCACAAAACUGGGUGACUGAGCAACAAAACGGCAGAUGAAAUUCAAUGUUGAGAAAUGCAAAGUCAUGCACAUUGGAAAACGUAAUUGCAACUAUACAUAUAAAAUGAUGGGGUCUAAAUGAGCUGUUCCCACUCAAGAAAGAUGUUGGAGUUAUCAUGGAUAGUUCUCUGAAAACAUCCCACUCAAUAUGCAGCGGCAGUCAAAAAAGCCAACAGAAUGUUGGGAAUCAUUAGGAAAGGGAUAGAUGAUAUAGAAAAUGUCAUACUGCCUCCAUAUAAAUCCAUGGUACUUCCACAUCUUGAAUACUGCGUGCAGAUGUGGUCACCCCAUCUCAAAAAAGAUAUAUUGGAAUUGGAAAAGGAUCAGAAAAGGGCAACAGAAAUUAUUAGGGGCACGGAACGGCUUCCAUAUGAGGAGAGAUUAAUAAGACUGGAACUUUUCAGCUUGGAAAAGAGACGGCUAAGGGAGGAUAUGAUAGAGGUCCAUAAAAUCAUGACUGGUGUGGAGAAAGUAAAUAAGGACGUGUUAUUUACUCCUUUGCAUAACACAAGAACUAGGGGUCACCAAAUGAAAUUAAUAGG
Gopherus flavomarginatus (Mexican gopher tortoise) is the source of this 4729-nucleotide messenger RNA. RefSeq names its product zinc finger protein 436-like. NCBI's taxonomy places the organism in Eukaryota, Metazoa, Chordata, Testudines, Testudinidae. Gene Ontology annotation, biological process: regulation of DNA-templated transcription. The transcript is spliced from 5 exons. The record is from RefSeq and is a predicted model, not a curated record. The coding region runs from base 1 to 1686 and encodes 561 amino acids.